This is a messenger RNA of Chroicocephalus ridibundus (black-headed gull), 8196 nucleotides long. It is a transcript of the gene MTF1, whose product is annotated as metal regulatory transcription factor 1. Gene Ontology annotation, biological process: positive regulation of transcription by RNA polymerase II. Gene Ontology annotation, cellular component: nucleus. Gene Ontology annotation, molecular function: RNA polymerase II cis-regulatory region sequence-specific DNA binding; DNA-binding transcription activator activity, RNA polymerase II-specific. The coding region runs from base 136 to 2322 and encodes 728 amino acids. NCBI's taxonomy places the organism in Eukaryota, Metazoa, Chordata, Aves, Charadriiformes, Laridae. The transcript has 11 exons. The record is from RefSeq and is a predicted model, not a curated record.
CGCGGCCGGAAGCGGAAGUGAGUGUGCUGGUAAUCAUGGUGCCGCCGGGGCGGGGAAGGAGGUGCCGCCGCUGCCGGGAGCUCGAUGAGUCGUUCCGGGCUGAGUGCGCGGUCUCGCAGUGAGAGGCGGUGAGCCAUGGGGGAGAACAGUCCCGACGGCAGCGCUAUCUACUAUGAAGCGGAGGAAGACGAUUUAACCCAAGAUGACAAUAUGAUGAGGUUCGCUGAUAAAAACGGGAUGGUUUCUUCAUCAUCUGGGACGGUCUACGACAGGACAACUGUUCUAAUAGAGCAGGACCACAGCGUGUUGGAAGAUGAUGAGGAUGAAGGACAAUGUGGUGAUCACUUGCCUUUUUUACCAGAGGGUCAUGAAGAAGGAUUUCAUUUAAUAGCAGAUCAUGAAGGAAUGUCCCAGGGUUAUGUGCAACAUAUUAUUUCUCCAGAUCAGAUUCACCUAACAAUAAAUCCUGGUUCAACUCCUAUGCCAAGAAAUAUCGAAGGAGCAACGCUCACUUUGCAGUCUGAAUGCCCAGAAACUAAGCUUAAAGAAGUUAAGAGAUACCAGUGCACCUUUGAGGGCUGCCCACGCACCUAUAGCACUGCCGGAAACCUGCGCACUCACCAAAAGACACAUCGUGGGGAAUACACGUUUGUCUGCAAUCAAGAAGGCUGUGGCAAGGCCUUUCUUACCUCCUACAGCCUCAAAAUCCACGUUCGAGUGCACACUAAGGAAAAGCCGUUUGAAUGUGAUGUGCAGGGCUGUGAAAAGGCAUUCAAUACACUGUACAGGUUGAAAGCACAUCAGAGGCUUCACACAGGGAAAACGUUUAACUGUGAAUCAGAAGGCUGCAGUAAAUACUUCACAACGCACAGUGACCUGAGGAAGCACAUUCGAACACACACAGGAGAAAAGCCAUUUCGGUGUGAGCAUGACGGCUGUGGAAAGGCUUUUGCUGCGAGCCACCACCUUAAAACACAUGUUAGGACACAUACUGGGGAGAAACCCUUCUUCUGUCCCAGUAACGGCUGUGAGAAGACUUUUAGUACACAGUAUAGUCUCAAGAGUCACAUGAAAGGUCAUGAGAAAGGACAUUCCUAUAAUGCACUUCCCAAUAACAAUGUGUCUGAGGAUACAAGCCACUCGCUUUGUCUGAGCGACUUAAGCCUCAUAUCAACAGAUUCAGAAUUGCGGGAGAACUCUAAUCCGACACACGGACAAGACCUUAGCACAAUCUCACCAGCAAGCAUCUUUGAGUCUAUGUUUCAGAGCCCAGAUCAUACUGCAAAUCAGGAUGACUCUCAGCAGACAGCUGCCUUGAUUGAAGGUUUUAAUGGCGAUGCAGACUCAGUCACUGCUGUUCCACCUUCUGCAGGAGACUCGGCGUCGUUGUCUCUUCCACUUGUACUGCAGCUUGGCAUCUCUGAGCCUUCGCAUUCAGCACUACAAGCCUCAGCAGCACCUGCUGCUCCCUCCUCCAUAGGAACCAGCUCACAGCAAGCUGCAUUUGGAAAUCCUGCAACUGUUUUACAAUCCCCAGAAGUGCCUGUUCCUCACAGCACACAGUUUGCGGCCAGUCACCAAGACUUCCUGCAGCACACUCAGACACCGCCACAGCCCAUCGUACAAGGACUUUCGGUGGUUGCUGGGGCAUCUGCCCCAACAGCAUCGAGUGCCACUGAGCCCCUGCCAGCUGUAGUUCAGACUGUGCCUGUUGGUGCGAACUCUGUUCUGACCAGUAAUCCGACUAUAACAAUUACUCCUUCUCAGAGCACCGCUAUUCUGCAGUCCAGCAUUGUCAUGGGAGAGCAAAACUUGCAAUGGAUCUUAAAUGGUGCCACUGGUUCUCCGCAAAGCCAAGAACAAAUGCCACAAGUUCCAAAAGUAGUAGAAAAGGUUUUUUUUACCACUGCAUUACCAGUAGCUGGCAACACAGGAAACGCUGUUCAGCAGAUUGGUCUCAGUGUUCCUGUCAUUAUUAUAAAGCAGGAGGAGGCCUGCCAGUGUCAGUGUGCCUGCCGAGACUCUGCCAAGGAUAAAGCCACCGUUAAGAAGGAAUGUUCCUCACCUGAUUCAAAAGCUUUGGAGCAGCCAGCUCCCCAGCUGCAGCCUCAGACCUUUCCUUCCUCUUCCCCUUCUCCUUCCUGUGGGCAGGGCAGUCAGAUAGUUAACCCUUCAGACUCGCAGACUGAAACGUUAAGUGCCAUGGAUGUAUCGGACUUUCUGUCCCUCCAAAGCCCUGAAACCCCAUCUAAUAUAAUUCCAAUCGAAGCACUACUGCAGGGUGAGGAAGAAAUUGGUUUGAAUAGCAGCUUCUCUAAGUGAAGAUGUUCCAGAUUUUCCUUUGCACCUGGAGGGUAAAACCCUUCUCCUUAGAAGCAGAAACUGAAGGAUCGAUUCUUUCUCCUUCCUCUUUGGAAGUUUUGUGGCUUAUUUCUGCUUCACAGAUGUCAUCUUAGUCACGUCCCAGGUACAUCCGUCUUUGAGAAUCUAUCUAAAAAAAGAAAAGGAAAAAAAAAAAGAAAAAGCUAAGUUAUAUAUGAACUGUUUUGGCUGCACUGUCUGUCACUUUUGCUUGUCAUAUGUGAACACAGAAGUUAAGGUUACUCGUGUGCAAAAAGAUUUUAAAAAGAAAAAGGGGGGGUUAGUUUGUCUCCAAUUGCACAUCACUUAUGUUUGGGAUUAAGGUACUGGCAGCGAGUGGGUCUUUGUUACAGCUCCUUGGGUCUAUAAUUUUCCUCUGUCUCUUACGUCUGAUACUAACCAUGCACUAUAGGGGGAGCCCAGGAAAGGAUUUGCUGUAGUAGAAAAUGGCAUUAUUGUAGAAGAUGAUUUAUCCACAAUUUUAUUGGAAUGUGAUUGUCACAUCACUGAGUUGGGAGCUGAUGCCUGGGUUUGCUUUGUGGCAACGCUGUUACUAAAGCCUAUGGAAACUUUGUGGAAUUUAUUUCAGUCGAGCGCAAGCACCUUGUGCUCCUGAUAGAUCUGUUCAUUUAAUUUCAUUAGGACUUACAAGUGUGGUGGCAGACACACUGUUUCACAACGUGGGAACACAAUGGGAGCCCCUGCUUACUCGGGGUCGAGUCAGGUUUUUUUUUGCCUCUCUCUGAAGGCCGCGGGGGGUCCCAGGAGUAGUCAGAGUGGUGCCUCUUGCUCUUUUGAUUUAUUUGGCUCUGUUCAGAAACAAGUCAUCCUCUUAACCCCCGCGACUGUUUAAUCAGGAGCAUGGUGCCUUUGCUGGUUACUCUCAUCUUCUGUCAAGAACAACUCCUAGGAAAAUAUUCAGAAUGAUUCAACAUAAAUUCAGUUUGAAUUCAGUGAGUCUGUCCUUCAGCUGUCCCUAAACGCUUCCUUUUUUUUUUUUUUUUCUGUUAAGCUACAUAAUUUCUGCCUGAAUCUGCCUCCAACCUACUGCAAUGCCAGCUUUUUGUGCACGGGGCUAUUUCUUGACUAAAAGAUGUUACACAACAUAGUAGUUUUUCAUAUCAAACUGAAAGUCUAUAUUCUAACCUACUCAGGGUAAAUAAAACACAAACCCCCCUUCCACCAAAAAGCCUGUAAUGUUGCAAUAAAUGCAGUCUCAUUCUAAAUAGUUUAUUUAUGCUGCAUUGUUUUAAAAAAUGUAAUUUUAUAGUGUUUUAUCCAUCUUUCUGGCUUUGGCUGUCAGUCUUUUUGUGUUAAAGGAAAGAAUAUUAAAUAGUCUUUAUUCGGCUUACAGCGUUGUCAUUAGCGAGAUACAAAGAUAAUGACUGUAAGCCAAUUAACGUGGAGUGUCUCUGCGCACUAAAUUUAGGAAUGCAAGCUCCUAGUGGAUAGAGAUCUUUCCCUCUGAUCAAAGCUGCUCUCUGUACCUGCUGGGGGAGGAUCAUAGGAGUGCAGCCAGACCUUGGGAUACGGAUGGUUAGCAGGUUUAUAGCCCUCUUGUGACAUGCUCUGUGUAGCCUUACCAACACCGCUGUCACAGUCUUCCUGGGACAGUGGCGUCAGCGAUCUCGUGUGUGCGAUCCCCUUGCGAAUCCUCUGCCAAGCACGGAGGGAGUCGGGCUGGAGGGAACUGGCGCUUCGCGCCUCUGACAACUUGCUUCCAGUCGUUAAGUGCAGGAGGGAAAACUGUGUCCCGUUAGGGAGGAGAGGCUGUGCAAAGAAUGCUUUUUGCCUGUCAAGCGUUGUCUGACUCUGCCAGGGCAGAGUGCUCUCUUUUUUUGGUAAUUGCAGUGAUGAGCUUGGGGGCACCAGCUGAAUGGGAAACACUAAUUGUGUCUCCCCUCUGCGCGUGUUGGUGUGUGUUGCAGUGCUGUGGCAGCGGGGAUGUGGGUCCUGCGGCAAUAAGGUUUGCAUCCGUGAAACACGGAUUAACAAGGUGUUUUCCUUUUUGUUCUUGUAGCAGGAAUCCCUCGAGGGCAGUGAGAUGGUGGCCUCCUUUGUUUUUCUCCUAUAGCUUCAUCUGGUGAUAGAGUUUGGUGUCACGGCAGCAAGAACUGCUUUGAACACACAAGAAAUAGUCUCAGGCCUGCGUGGCUGGGACUGUCCUCCCAGGGAUGCGUCUCCUGCCAGCUCUCCUGCGUAGAGCUCCACUUCCGAGGAGGGCAGGCAGCGCCUGGAGCUGCUGGGGGGGGUCCUGGGCACGGGCGCUGCGAGGGGCGCCUCUGCGUGGUGUGGCUGUGGUGUUUGAGGGUGAGUGGAUGUGUGUGUGUGCGCGCGUGUGUGAGACUGCUGAUGCGGAUUCCUCUGGAGUUGUGGGGUUUUCUCUGAUGGGGACAAGGGUACCAGAUGUGGCCUGAAAUGUGACAGCUGGGGGACGUAGCAACCUCUUCCGAGUCUUUCCAUCCUUCAGGGAAGCGUUUUUCCAUGCUACAUUUGCUACUCGUAAUUUAGUCCACCUAAAACACGCUUGUAGCAUCUUCAGAAACUGCUUUGUGGCAGAAACGAGUAGAAGAAUCUACCAAAGGCUUUGAGACGGGAAGCUAAUUUGAAGUGUGGUGACUGGCUGCACGUGUCCUUCCCGAGCGAGCGGGUGUCGGAGUUUAACUCUGCUGCUUUCUCUUCACAGCUGCUGUCCUCUGUUGGUGUGUGCUGGGAAAAGCAACGUGUUCCAAGUUUACGCUGACUUUUAGGUGCAUUGAGUUUGCUGUUACCCUCUUGUUAUGUGCAUCAGGCAGGCUGCGAUUUAGGUGAAACUAAUUAGGGUGUGUAAUGAGGCAAGAGCAGCGUGAUUCUGUGAGCGCCUGCAUCCCACCUGGUCGCGUUGUACAGAUGUGUGCUUUCGUUGUUUAAUUGUUGGUCUGCUUUCCCGCGUGUUCCGUGCUGCAUGUAUCUGAUCGGUUUUGCAGUGGACAUGUGUGUGAUCCCAGUGCUGUGCGAUCGAACGCUGCCCUGACAGGGGGUCAGUAACGCGCUCGGAUGGGAGGGGACCCGCGAGCAGCUGGCAAGAGAGGGCGGUCGCAGCAAAGCCCUGAGGUUCCUCGGUGCCAGAGAAUUUUCUGCCCUUCUCCCCUUGUUGCCCCAGCAUUUAGCAUAUUCACAAUAACAUUUUUAAUAAAGGGAGGAGUUUCUACCACUGUAGAUUUGGUAAGACAUUGGAUUCCCAGAAAGGGGUAUGUUUUCUGUUAAUACGCUGGAGCCCCCGAGAACAGCGUGCCCUCCCCUUACAAAAUCUUCAUUUCACAAACCCCUUUAAUUAUCAGUCAAAGAGCAAAACUGCACGGCUCCGGGUUGUUCUGUGUUAAAGGUUUUGCUGUUUUGUGUCUUUUGGGGAUUUACUUGGUUACUUACACUUUCUAGAUGGGUGCCGAAGCUUAAACGUGUAGAAUGGGUCUAAUUACCAACGUGAGUAGCUCUAGUCGCCAAGCAGUGACCCAAGCAAGCAGACUUGGCGUGCAGCUGAAGGCUGGAGAAGUCGCUUUUCAUGCGUGUAGGUGGUGGAGGGAUGGAAAAAUCAGCACUGUUUAAAUGCUGGUACUGAAUUAUAUAGAACAAAGUACGAAUUGGGCACUUCUGUAAUGCUGACUGUGUCCAGGAAGACUAGUUCGCAGAACCUCAUACUGGUAUCUAAAAUGCACUUUAGGUUAUUUUAUCUUUAACCCAAUUGCUGCAAUUUCUUUUGUAUAUACUUUCACAAAGUUUAUUUUUGCUCUGAGUAAAAGUUAACAGGGGUGUGCAAAGAUGAGCACUUAACUUGGUGCAAUACUUGUAGCUAAAGAUCAUUGUCCCGCGUGGUCAGUCUGUCUGUGUCUGUCUAACCGAAUCUCCGUAGUAACUAGCUCCGUGACAUACUGCCCUUCCCUGUCUGUGCCCAAGAGAAAUUAUGCAUCAUUAGCAAAGUCCAAUCUAUGCAAAUAUUCCACUGAGAGCACUGUGCUUUCGCAGGCCUUUUCUCUCACGCUUUCUGGUGGGCUGCUUGUCACUUCUGUCGGACACAACUGUGUUGUUGGCGUAUAUUCUUUCUCCCUCGUCCUCCGCUCUGUUCUGCCACGCGAGUACGAACAGAAGUGACAAGCUGGUCUGAAACGGGCAUGUUGCACCUUUUAAAAUUUGUCUUGGCAAUUGUUUUUGAUGUCAUGUUACCUGCCUUACUUCAUGGAGGAUGGCGCUUCUGCAGCCAUCCACGAUAAUUGUUUUUGCAACUGCAGCAACGUCGUUAAACUGUUUACAGUACUCUUCCUGCACCGAUUAUAAACAGGGCUCGGAGAAGGAGCUGCUGACUGGCCUGUUGGUUGUGGAGCUGCUGGGGGAGAGGAGUUGAGGUGAAAUUGCCCUUGGAAUUGACUGGAGAUGAAAAGCUGUUCCUGAUUCCGGGGGGGGGCACGGCUGGCAGCCGCGUGCGGGAUGUGGAGCAGCCGGAUCUCGGUGUCGCGGUCUCUGUUGUGCCGCUGGCUGGCUGCGAGACCUUGGGCGAGUCGCUCGCCCUGCCCCUGCCUCCCGUCCCUCCCUCCGAAAUCAGGAGCACGAGAACUUGUGUUUGUCAAAUGCUUUGAGAUCUACAGGUGAAAAGUCCUUGGCAUGAGCGAUCUGAGCUAGCUGGGCAGAACUGGUAGAGUCAAUUUGGACUAUAAGGAAAAAAAAAUAAUAAAAAAAAAACAAACAAAAAAGAAGAAAGCGUGUCUUUAAUAAACCCUACAAAUUUCUGAUUGCAUAGUUUUUAAUUGGUACACUAUUUUUUCCGUAACAUAUUUUGGAAACAAUGUCAAGUUUUUAUAAAUGUUACCUGUAGUUGAUACUCAUGGACAGGGCUGAACUUUUAACUUUUUUGCGUCUUGUCUUGAUAGAGAUCAUAUGUUCUAGAAGUUGGAUUCUGUGUCUGCACUGAGAAAUGCAAAUUAAACUGGAUAUUUAUGUAGUAGCGUACGUAGUCUGAGUGUGUGUGUUCUUGGAACUAGUUUAAAAAUCCCACACCAUGCUUUUGAUGGUGUGCAAGCUGGCCAAAAUUUGGUUUGUUAUGCAGUGUACACUUUCUCAAAUAAAUGCAGUUUCUACUUUUUUCUUACAAGAAAUUUUUUUCAUAUGAUCUUUUUCAGCAAAAUCAAGGGUAUGUUUUUGCAGUACCGUAGUUACAGUAGCUGGUAUUUCUUGCUGUGUAGCUUUGUGUCCUUCCACUUGCUUACUGAACCGGAGCUGGCUGUCUGACCCUUGUUCUGGAGAGUUGUAGUUGCAGCCCCAUCUCACCCAGCCCGGCACCGGCGCCCAGGGCUGCGCGGACCUCGGGUCCGGCUCCUCCCGAAGCCGCCUUCAGCAUCGCCGUCCGCCCGGCAGCUCUGGGAGAACCGCAGUCUGGCUGCUUCCUGCUUUUGUUUCGUUCGGCACGUGUGGGGAGCUGGGCGCUGGUCUUGGAGAUGACGAAAUAAAAGAAAACCCCAGUUUUUCAAGAAUGUGUGUAUGGUGUUAAAAGGAAUUUAUUUAACUAUGAAACACGGGAACAAAUGUGCUUACAUUGAGCAAUGUGAAGAUGUUAGUUACAGGUACAGUACUUCCAAAGGAAGAGCAUCUCCAAAACCCAAAAAAGAGUAAAAUAUGAAUUUGUAUUUUUUGAAGAAUGUAAAAUGUGAAAUAAUGGUGUUUGCUUAAUUGCUCAUUUUGUAUGAAGUUAAUAUUGUACUUUGAAAUAUCUGCAAAGAAGUGGAAAUUAACUUUUUUGGAAUUGAAAGCAAUAUUAAUACUAAUGGAAUCCUAAUUAAAUGCUUAUUUAAACAUUGUGUUAUAAUA